This is a messenger RNA of Salmo salar (Atlantic salmon), 1505 nucleotides long. NCBI's taxonomy places the organism in Eukaryota, Metazoa, Chordata, Actinopteri, Salmoniformes, Salmonidae. The record is from RefSeq and is a predicted model, not a curated record.
GAGACAGGUCCACACUGGAAUAAAGAGAGCAUUCUGUCACUGGGAAAACUGGCUUUUCAACAGCUUGUGAAGGGCAAUCUGAUUUUCUAUGAAGAAGACCUGAAAGAGGCUGGUAUUGAUGUUAAUGAAGCCUCAGUGUACUCAGGAUUGUGCACACAGCUCUUUAAAGAGGAAUGUGGGCUGUACCAGGACAAGGUGUACUGCUUUGUUCAUCUGAGCAUUCAGGAGUUUCUGGCUGCUGUAUAUGUGUUCCUCAACAACAAUGAGAAUCGAAUGAACAAACUGCAAACAAAAGACGAGCCUGAAGUUACUUUCUACAAGAGUGCUGUGGAUAAAGCCUUACAAAGUGAGACAGGAAACUUGGACCUUUUCCUCCGCUUCCUUCUGGGCCUCUCACUGGAGUCCAAUCAGAAGCACUUACGAGGUCUACUGACAAAGACAAGAAGCAGCUCACAGAGCCAUGAAGAAACAGUCAAGUACAUCAAGGAGAAGAUCAGGGAGAAUCCCUCUCCAGAGAGGUGCAUCAAUCUGUUCCACUGUCUGAAUGAACUGAAUGACCAUUCUCUAGUGGAGGAGAUCCAAAGCUAUCUGAGAUCAGGAAGUCUUUCAGAAGCCAAACUGUCACCUGCACAGUGGUCAGCUCUGGUCUUUGUGUUGCUGACUUCAGAAAAGGAGCUGGAUGUGUUUGACCUGAAGAAAUACUCCAGAUCAGAGGAAGGUCUUCUGAGGCUGCUGCCAGUGGUCAAAGCCUCCAGAGCUGUUCUGCUGUCAGGCUGUGGAGUCACAGAGGAAGGCUGUGCUUCUCUGGUCUCAGCUCUGAGGUCAAACCCUUCACACCUGAGAGAGCUGGACCUGAGUAACAAUGACCUGAAGGAUUCAGGAGUGAAGCGUCUCUCUGCUGGACUGGGGAAUCCCCACUGUAAACUGGAGACUCUGAGGCUGUCACGCUGUCUAGUCACAGAGGAAGGCUGUGCUUAUCUGGUCUCAGCUCUGAGGUCAAACCCCUCACACCUGAGAGAGCUGGACCUGAGCUACAAUCACCCAGGAGUCUCAGGAGUCAGACUGCUCUCUGCUGGACUGGAGGAUCCACACUGCAGACUGGAGAUUCUCAAGUAUGUAGAGGAUUGUGGAACAUGGUGGAGAGUACACAAUGAAACCUGGACUUAGAAAAUGUGAGUAUUGACUGCUGUGAAGAAUAUGACUAAGAAUAAGUCUUAAUCAAGUUAAGUCAAAGUCAAAGACCACCAUCAUUACUUACUUGGUCAUAUUAAAUAUCAGCUGUAGUUCUACAGAAGCUGAAAUCAGGGACACCAAAGUUUACUAAGAGUUGUUUUGACAAUGUGUGUGUCUGUGUGUGAGUGCAUGUGUGUGGCGUGUUCAUGUUACAUAAGAAAUGUGUGUUUGUGUUAAUGCAUGCAUACAGGUGUGUGUGUGUGUGUGUGUGUGUGUGGCGUGUUCCUAUUACAUUAGAAAUGUGUGUGUGUGUAAUUUAUGUGAAUAAGUGU